Messenger RNA from Chionomys nivalis (European snow vole), 3309 nucleotides. RefSeq names its product potassium voltage-gated channel modifier subfamily V member 1 (gene Kcnv1). Gene Ontology annotation, biological process: protein homooligomerization; potassium ion transmembrane transport. The coding region runs from base 586 to 2097 and encodes 503 amino acids. The record is from RefSeq and is a predicted model, not a curated record. Gene Ontology annotation, cellular component: membrane; voltage-gated potassium channel complex. Lineage: Eukaryota; Metazoa; Chordata; Mammalia; Rodentia; Cricetidae. Gene Ontology annotation, molecular function: protein binding; voltage-gated potassium channel activity. The transcript is spliced from 4 exons.
AAGCUAUGAUCUGAGCCCUGAGCAGCUUCCCUUCCUGGCUGGUGAAGUCAGAGUUCUCAAGUGUAGACCAGAAGGACUAAAGAAGGUUACAUUACCAGCUACACUGGCUGAACAACUCCCAGGUGUGCCAGAAGUUACAGAUCUUCGCAUGACCCCCUGCCAGCCCCCCCCCCACCAUCAAAAUCGCCAGCUAUACUAUCCAUACAAAGUGUGGGGUCUCAAUUACAAAGAUGAAAGAAGGCUGUGUCUAUAUGUAGGAAGAGCCACCGCCACCGGGACAUAGCUCGUGUCCUGGCUGUUUCCUUCCUGGACGACACCUGAUUGCAUGACCGGCUCCCUCUGUGCGCGCGACCACUCUUGCUCUCCCAGCCUCCUCGCUCUACCGCGCACUCGCAGCUCCCUAGCGACACCAGCCUUCAAGCUGGGGGGUGGAGAGAGUCGGGGUGCGCAAGUGGGAGGCCUCUCCCUCGGGAGCCUGGGAGAUCCCUGUCGCCAGGAGGGGCCGUGCCACCGCCCUCGCGGGAACCCGAGCAUUGAUCCAGAGCCUUCCCAACUUGGUGGUGCCCUCAGACUCAGGUGGUCGGGAUGGAUCUGUCACCCCGCAACCGGCCGCUGCUCGACUCCUCGUCGCUGGACAGCGGCUCGCUGACCUCGCUGGACUCCAGCGUAUUCUGCAGCGAGGGCGAAGGGGAACCCUUGGCUCUGGGGGACUGCCUCACGGUCAACGUGGGCGGUAGCCGCUUCGUGCUCUCGCAGCAGGCUCUGUCCUGCUUCCCGCACACGCGGCUGGGCAAGCUGGCCGUGGUGGUGGCCUCCUACCGCCGCCUAGGAGCCCUGGCUGCGGCUCCCAGCCCCCUGGAGCUUUGUGAUGAUGCCAAUCCGGUGGACAACGAGUACUUCUUCGACCGGAGCUCCCAGGCGUUCCGCUAUGUCCUGCACUACUACCGCACUGGUCGUCUGCACGUCAUGGAGCAGCUGUGCGCUCUCUCCUUUCUUCAGGAGAUCCAGUAUUGGGGCAUCGACGAACUCAGCAUCGACUCCUGCUGCAGGGACAGAUACUUCAGGAGAAAGGAGCUGAGUGAGACGCUUGACUUUAAGAAGGACACGGAUGACCAGGAGAGCCAACAUGAGAGUGAACAGGACUUCUCACAAGGACCUUGUCCCACUCUCCGCCAAAAGCUCUGGGACAUCCUGGAGAAACCUGGGUCUUCCACAGCAGCCAGGAUCUUCGGAGUAAUCUCCAUCAUUUUUGUAGCAGUGUCCAUCGUCAACAUGGCCCUGAUGUCAGCUGAGCUAAGUUGGCUCAACCUACAGCUGUUGGAGAUCUUGGAAUAUGUGUGUAUAAGCUGGUUCACCGGGGAAUUCCUCCUGCGCUUCCUGUGUGUGAAGGACAGGUGCCGCUUCCUGAGGAAGGUGCCAAACAUCAUAGACCUCCUUGCUAUCUUGCCCUUCUACAUAACUCUUCUGGUGGAAAGUCUGAGUGGCAGCCACACCACACAGGAGCUGGAAAAUGUGGGGCGCUUGGUCCAGGUUUUGAGGCUCCUCAGGGCUCUGCGCAUGCUAAAACUGGGAAGGCAUUCUACAGGAUUGCGCUCACUUGGGAUGACAAUCACCCAGUGCUAUGAAGAAGUUGGCCUACUGCUCCUGUUUCUAUCUGUGGGGAUUUCUAUAUUUUCUACAAUAGAAUAUUUUGCAGAGCAAAGCAUUCCUGACACAACCUUCACAAGUGUUCCUUGUGCAUGGUGGUGGGCCACAACAUCAAUGACUACAGUAGGAUAUGGGGACAUUAGACCAGACACCACCACAGGCAAAAUCGUGGCCUUCAUGUGUAUCCUAUCUGGAAUCCUUGUCUUGGCCUUGCCUAUUGCCAUUAUUAAUGAUCGCUUCUCUGCUUGCUACUUUACCUUGAAACUCAAGGAAGCAGCCGUGAGACAGCGCGAGGCUCUCAAGAAGCUUACCAAGAACAUUGCCACUGACUCCUAUAUCAGUGUUAACUUAAGAGAUGUCUAUGCCCGGAGCAUCAUGGAGAUGCUUCGAUUAAAGGGCAGGGAAAGAGCAAGUACUAGAAGUAGUGGUGGAGAUGAUUUUUGGUUUUAAGUUUACUUUCAACUUACUUGCAAAAUCGAUGUACAUUUGACUGGAUUGAUGAAGCCUUGCUACUAUGGAUAUCUGUAUAUUGAUGAUGAGUUUCUUAAACACUUCUCAUCUUCUUUCUGGUGUAUUGAUUUCCUAGAAUAUUUAACAUCUCCUAUAGCAACUACUGAUUAUUUUGACAUACUUCUCUUCACCAUAGCUAAUUGAUACAACCAAAAUUAUUUGGGAAAAGAAAUGCAUAUCUAAAUUUUCAGAUAUUAGUUGAUAUAAUUUCAUACACCAAAUUUUAAAGAUUCGUGUAUCAUUGUUUUAGAUUUCCACAGCUUUUAGUAAUUUUUAAUCAAAGUUGAACUGCUCAUCCCAGAGGGAAAAAAUUAGUGAACAUUUAAAACCACACUGAACAUCUUUUGGCUAUUUAGAAAUAGCCUCCAAAUAAAUUACUUUUUCUAUAUAUAAAUUAAAGCUGUUGAGUACAAUGUUAAGCUUUGCAAGAAAACACGCAAACUUGGUGAUCAUAGCGAUUGCUUCAUCUUCCAUCAAGUGCAAAUCACUGGGCCCUCACAGACAGAGCUCUGCCCUUUGUCAUUCCAGUUGCAAGGGACCUCAAACUGCUGAGUGCAGGGGGUGAGGCUUCAAGUGCCUAGACAGCUUCACCAUCACAACUGAGCAAGAGGUGUGAAGAAGAAAGGAGCACAGUUCUUUGUGAAACUUAAGACGGUUUGUAAAAUGUCUCAUUAUGGAUGAAUUAUUUAAGUUCUGCCUUCAAAUUCAUGAAGUCAUGAAUAUGUAAAGGUGAAGUGGUUAAGAUCCUAAAUUUAUUCAUUGAAAAGAUUAGAUAGUCUUUUUAUAAGUGAAAAUAUGUUGAACAGCAUCAUUAGAUGAACUCGAAGAUCUUUUUAUUGGUUAAAAUUUUAUUGGUGGAAAGCUUUCUGAUUGUUGAGGUAAAUAACAAAUGUUCAGACUUUGCAGGCACUUUGACAGUAUUUAUGGUAAUGAUACAAUGCCUAAAUGUUGUGGCAUAUACUUAAAGCCAAAAGUUUUAGUUAAGAAAUAACCCCGGUUUUAAUAUAAAAGCGAGCAAUUUUUACAAAAGCCUAGCAAAGGAUUUCCUUAUUGCCUACUUUCUUGAUGUAAGCAAUAAAGUUCCUAAAGAAAAUAAAAUUGGUUCUGGGUCAGAAAUUUUAUUCUUUGAUUUAUAAAACAAACCUACAUGAA